AUGCUGAGCAAGAUGGACGAUGGCAGCGCGAUUGGUGUCAAAAGUGUUCUAACCGGGACUCUCACCGAGUCCGUCCGCAGUAGUUCCACUGGCUGCACCGCGCAGCUCCAGCUUGGAGAUCACAUCUUCGACUUAAAGGACAACGUCGGCGCAAUAGCAGUCACCUCGUUUCGAUCCAGUGGUGGUGUGAUUGAUCGGGCUACAGAGACGACCCUCGUGGCGCUUCAGACAAUUGUCAAGACGUUCGCAUCGGCUCUGCGAGAAAAGCUGCUGCCCAUUUUGCAGGAAAGGCAGGUAGAUCUCUCGAGUGAGCGUGAUCAAAGCCGAACAUUCGUAGCCGCCUACCUCACAACAGGUUUCAAUCGCGUCGUGAUGCAGGUACUGACUGUUAUUUUGUGUUCUGACUUAGGCCACAUGUGGUUUAGCAUCGAAAUCACUUGA
Mesocestoides corti is the source of this 441-nucleotide messenger RNA. Lineage: Eukaryota; Metazoa; Platyhelminthes; Cestoda; Cyclophyllidea; Mesocestoididae. The record is from the annotation of a GenBank genome assembly.